Molecule: messenger RNA, 1125 nt
Organism: Erythranthe guttata (spotted monkey flower)
Lineage: Eukaryota; Viridiplantae; Streptophyta; Magnoliopsida; Lamiales; Phrymaceae
Source: RefSeq, a predicted model, not a curated record
AUGAUACACGGCCCGUGCGGUCAUGCGAAUUUGAAUUCACCUUGCAUGAAGAAUGGUGUUUGCACGAAAAGGUUUCCAAAGAAGUUUGCACAGCGAACUGAGGCCAAUGAUGAUGGUUACCCUGUAUAUAGGAGAAGGGACGAUGGAAGAACGCUAAUGAAGAAAAACACAAUUCUUGACAAUGGUUUUGUGGUUCCUUACAACCGUACAUUAUUGAGUAAAUACCGAGCCCACAUCAAUAUCGAGUUGUGCAACCAGGGCAAGUCAAUAAAGUAUCUGUUCAAGUACGUCAACAAAGGACACGAUCGUGUCACAACAACAUUUUUUCAACCUUCGUCUACAGACGCCGCUUCUGUUGGAUCCCCUGUCAUUAGAUUGAGCUUCCAUCUCCCCGACCAUCAGCCGUUGAUAUUUAAUGAGAACCAAUCUUUAAAGAGUGUCCUGGAAAGACCAACAACAAAGAAAAUCAUGUUUUUGGCGUGGUUCGAGGCGAACAAGAAGUACCCACCAGCUAGGGAAUUACGGUAUGGAGAGUUUCCCCAGCAUUAUGUGUACAAGGAGGAUUCUCGUGUAUGGGUGCCGAGAAAGCAAGGGUUUUCUAUUGGAAGAGUCACCACUGUACCCCCGGGAAAGGGAGAAGACUUUUAUCUGAGAUUGCUGCUCAACAUCCAGAGAGGGUGCACCAGUUACGAAGACAUACGAACGGUUAGUGGCAAUGUUUACGCGACAUUUAAGGAUGCAUGCUAUAUUUUGGGGCUGCUUGAGGAUGACAAGGAGUACAUUGGUGCAAUCAAAGAGGCGUACGGUUGGGCAAAUGGCCACUUUCUCAGACUGUUGUUUGCUGUUAUGCUAAUUUCUAAGAGUUUGAGCAGACCGGAAUAUGUUUGGGAGAGUUGUUGGUCGAAUUUGUUCGAUGACAUUACAUACAAGCACGAAAGGUGCCAUAAUAAUCCAAAUGAUAGUUUGAAGAACUAUGCGUUGAUUGAAAUCGAGAAAAUCCUACAAAGCGACGGCAAGAGCUUGCGGAAUUUUGACUCUAUGUCUGUGCCACUACAUUCGUCGAAUGACACGGAGAAUCGAUUAGUGCUCGAUGAGUUGGACUACGACGUCGUUGCGGAUGGCUGA